Messenger RNA from Varanus komodoensis (Komodo dragon), 4779 nucleotides. RefSeq names its product potassium channel tetramerization domain containing 20 (gene KCTD20). The coding region runs from base 371 to 1504 and encodes 377 amino acids. Gene Ontology annotation, molecular function: protein binding. Gene Ontology annotation, biological process: positive regulation of phosphorylation. The transcript is spliced from 9 exons. NCBI's taxonomy places the organism in Eukaryota, Metazoa, Chordata, Lepidosauria, Squamata, Varanidae. Gene Ontology annotation, cellular component: cytoplasm. The record is from RefSeq and is a predicted model, not a curated record.
GUUUGAUUGCCACAGCAGGAGCAGCCAUCGCUGCCUGCUAUUCUGCGGCUUAGAUUUGCCCAAUUCUUUAUGAAAGAUAAAUUUCAAGAUUUCCAAAUUGUUCUGUCAGCUGGGACUGUUUACUGAUUGUAGGCUGCAGUUUCAAGACUGUAUUUGAAGAAACUGGAUUUCUUUUUAAAUGGGAUUAUAUCAACAGCACAAAACACCACUGGGCAUUUCAUUAGCUUUACAGAGUGGUCUUAAAUAUUGUUCCUAAAAUGUCACCAUCCAUGUUGGAUGCUAACACAGUAAGAUAAUCAGGACCUUCCCCUAGAUGGGCAGUCAGUCUGAAUUAUGAGCAUCCCAAAUCAGUAUUAAUUCUCCUGCUGGAAUGGAAAGGUUGAGCAAUCAAGAAUCUUCUCAGCUGAUCAAAAACAUAACUGCUACAUUUGGUGAUCUGGGAGAAAGCACCCUGGAUCAGGGCAGCCAAACUGUUAACAUUCCUUCUCUAUGCAGAAAUCAUGGGCUUAAAAGAAAUCAAGACUACCACACUGCCCCAGAACAAUAUGGAAACAGCUGUAAUUGCUUGAAUAACAGCCUGCAAGUCCAAGCACCUGAGAAAGUGACUCUUGUGGUCGAUGGCACUAGAUUUGUGGUAAAUCCCCAGAUUUUCACUGCUCAUCCUGAUACAAUGCUGGGAAGAAUGUUUGGACCAGGACGAGAAUAUAAUUUUACUCGGCCUAAUGAGAAAGGGGAGUAUGUAAUUGCAGAAGGAAUCAGCUCCACUGUCUUCCGGACUGUGCUGGAUUAUUACAAAACUGGAAUCAUUAACUGUCCUGAGGGGAUUUCUAUUCCUGAUCUCAGAGACACGUGUGACUACCUUUGCAUCAACUUCGACUUCAACACCAUCAAGUGUCAAGAUUUAAGUGCACUAUUGCAUGAGCUUUCUAAUGAUGGGGCUCACAAGCAAUUUGAUUGCUUCCUGGAAGAGCUCAUCCUGCCUAUAAUGGUGGCUAGUGCCAAGAAAGGCGAGCGUGAAUGUCACAUUGUAGUUUUAACGGAUGAAGACACUGUGGACUGGGACGAAGACUAUCCACCGCCAGUGGGGGAGGAAUACUCUCAGAUUCUGUAUAGUUCAAAGCUCUACCGAUUCUUCAAGUACAUUGAAAACCGUGAUGUUGCAAAGACAGUUUUGAAAGAACGUGGCCUGAAAAAUAUUCGUAUUGGCAUUGAAGGUUACCCAACCUGUAAAGAGAAAGUGAAAAGGAGACCUGGAGGGCGCUCAGAAGUUAUUUAUAACUAUGUACAACGCCCAUUCAUCCAGAUGUCUUGGGAAAAGGAAGAAGGAAAGAGUCGCCAUGUUGAUUUUCAGUGUGUUAGAAGCAAAUCUCUAACAAACCUUGUUGUCAGUGAAGAUACAACAGAAGAUCAGGAGGUUAUGCUACAUCACCCUGCGCAGGUGGACGAACUCGACAGAUUAAAUGCACCAUUUUCACAAAUGAAUCCUAAUGAUCUACCAGAGUAAUACUUUGCUGAAGUGCAAAGUUCCCUCAGAUGGAUUUGGUUGAACAGUUGGAUCAGGACUAAAUAUGCAGACCAGCCCAUCACCAGUCUUCCUGCAAUUGGAUCUCUUUCAAGCAGUUCUGGUCUUGCAGUUGCUGUGCUUUCUACACGUGAACACUUCAGGCAGAGAGGACUUUUGUGCCCAGAUCAUCUGCUCAGGUCUCCAUCAAAUAGCCACCAAAGAGGAUCUGGACCAUGAGAACUGGCACUGAGGCUGAGCAUAUACUCAGAUAAUUCUUCCCAUUCACUGAACUGGAAGAAAUACAAUGUAAAUGUGUAUGCACUUUAUGUUGAACCUCAGCAGGCAUUGCAUUCAUUCAAAAUCGCCAAGUAUGAAUGACUUAACUAUUGUACUUCCACAGGAACUCAUGAAAACAAAACUGUGAGUUGGAUCCAGAAUGGCCAUAGCUUAGAUGAACAGAAGGGUGCCAGUGAAGGCUCCGUGCGGGAGGAAAGGGGCUCGGACAUUACCAUUAAUUCCUCCUAUAGGCUCCUCUGUUGCUUCUCUUUUUGCUCCAAAGCAUUCCCCAGCUCCCCAGAAAAGCUUUUCAGGAGGAUCAGGGGCUGGCGGUGCAGAGGUAGAUUGCAUAUGAAUUUUCCUGCUUCAGUAACAAAGCCUUGGCAAUUCUCCCAUCUGUAUUGUUACCUAGCUGAUAUGCAGAGGAUACCAUUCCAGGACUUUCAUGUUGCCAAAAGAAGCAGAUUUAUUCUUGCGUUACUUCCUCUUGCUCUUAAGGUAACACUGAACAUUUGAAUUGGCUCAGCAAGGACAUGUGUUACAAGGACUCGCCCUACCCAAACUGGUGUCGCCUUCAGAUGUUUUGGCCCAUUCCCUCCAUACCUGACCAUUUUAACCAUGCUGGUUCAAGAGGGUGGGAGAUGGAAGCAUGUCACAGGCACCAGCUUAGCAUACGUCAUGUGGGGAAAAUUACCUAUUUAAAUACAUCCUUGUAUGGUUAUGGGAGGCUGGUGACUAACCAAUGCAAAUAUGGACUGCAGGUGCUUUUAUUUUGAGCUUUAAAGGAACUGGUGAUGGAGCUGCACUCUAUUCUCAACAAGGGUUCCCCACCAUCAAUAGCUAUUAUAAAGAUGAAAAGAAAUGCUGAAAUGGAUAAGGCUCCCCACUGGUGUGUUACCAGCCUUUUCCAACCUGUCUCCUUCCAAAGGUUUUUGAUCUCAGCUCCCAUCAGUCACUGCCAGCAUUUUCAUUGGUAGGAGCUAUAGGCCAGAACAUCUGGAGGAAACAAGGAUGUCACUGUGUUUCUGCUAGCUAAUGCAUUUCCUACAUAGGGAUAAUACAUGCCUUUCUCCGUGAAGGGAGAAUUUUUUUGUUGGGCACCAAGUCCAGUGAGAAAUGUAUGAAAAUUGCACAGCAUGGUCUUUCUGGAUUAGAACUACCUCCAAUAUGGUUGCAGAGAGGUCAGUUCAUAAUUCUAAAAAAUAUGCUAACCUAUGUAAUGGCAAGGUGCUUUAAAAGCUUCAUGUACAGCAUACCUCCAAUUCUCUGCAAUUCAUUUGAUAUUUAACAUUCAGAUGGAGAAUGUAACUAUGGAAGAGAGGAAGUGUUCUCUCAUCCCCCUCCAAAAAAAAAAAAAGGUGUUUUGGCUUCCAGGAACAUGUGAUUUUAAAACAGGUAAUCUAGCACUAUUUUACAAUCAGCGCUCAAAAUUACAAAUACACUUAAAAAAAAAAGUGCAUGCAAGCAGUCUGUCUUGCAGUCUCAAAGACAAAUGUGGGACUGGUUGCCAUCUGUCGGGAACCACAAUGCAGGAAUCAAGCCAUCUGAUUAUGCAAUAUAUAGGAUAUAGUUUUGCUGUCAGAAAAGGCAGCAUUAUACACUCUGGGAAAAAACAACUGCUUAAGACCAAUAUUCUCUUUCACAAGCUCAUUGUCUGUCUGAUCAAGCUGUUUUAUAGCCAAGAAAAAUUAAUGGACAUUAGUAUUAACACACGACUGUAGAUAAAAUAGACUUGCAGUACAAUCCAGUACAUGUUUACUCAGAAAUAAGACUAUUUUAUUUUCAGGAAAGUACACACAAGAUUCCGGACUUAGAACUUGUGUUCCUUAAUGGAAGAGACAAAUGUUUGCUAAUAUUCUGACCUAGCUGUGAUGCAGUGAUCUUUUCACAAGAAGUGCCUACAGAAAGGAUUUUCAAAGGCAUACAGAGGGACUAGUUGUCAUCAAACAAAAUGAGGUAUUCUUCAAUUCCUUUGGUCUUUUAGAAAAUGUUCUGUUGACUAUGCCUACAUAGGCAGGCAUUAUUAUUUAAAACAGCAAACAAAGAUAUUGCAGAUGAACACUUCCAGAUGAAAGACCGAAUUCAAAGUUGGUGUAUGCUGAAUUAGCAAAAUGUGCCAAUUUCAUUUUAGCAAGACUUGUUCUCAUACAGAGGUUAAACAUUUACUUAAAGACUAAUCACCUAUACAAAGUCAAGUCAGUUUUAAAACUGGUUUGACUAGUUUUUCCUUUGCAGAAACUAGCUGUGUGGGGAUAAUGAGAAUUAUCCAUAAGAUCUCUAACUGAACCUAGAGGAAGUUAUGAAUUGCAAGGAAAAAGGCAUAGCAACAGUGUUUGCCAAAGCUACAUUGGUGUUUCAUGGGCAACUGCAUAUAAGUCAGGUAUGUCACUUAACAGAAAUACAUGUUCAGAUGUCCCAGGAUACUAUAUUACAGCAGACCCUAAUGUAUGCUCAGGAAGCACAAUAGGUCAAAUCCAGAUUUACUCAUUCAACUUUAAAAUCAAUUUUUAUGGGUAAAUUUAGUCUGGAUCCAACUAAAAAAACCACAUCUUAAAAUAGAAUUCUAAGAACAAAGACUUAAAUAUGAGUGCUUGGACAUGAGGCACUAUAAUACAAUUGGGACUACCCAGUCCAGAUAAAGUUGAGAUGACUGGUAGAUUGAAUGCAACUUUGCAGGAUUAUACUUUUUUUCUAACUUAGCUAUAGGCAGUUAUGCAGUUUUCAUAUGCUAUGAAAGUUAUUUGCAGAUGUUGCUUUCUCAAAGAAAUUGAGUGUUUUCAAAUUUAUAUUUUUUUAGCAAAAUUUACUGAAAUUUGGAGAUCUGAGCAGUGAUUACAUCAUAACUGUACUUCAUUAUCUGCCAUUGAAGUAUGAAUAUGUGUUUCAUUUUAUAUUAGUUCAAUAUUCAGUGUUCACAGGAGAUAAUUUCUGCAGUUAUAUAUCCUACAAAUGUUGUUUACAUGUUAUUUCAUAUUCUUUAUAAAAUGAUUUUAAUCUCA